AUGGGGACGCCAGGCACUGCGGUGCAGAGCAUCCGCCCCUACCAGUCCAGCGAGCAGUACCUCUAUGCCAUGAAGGAAGACUUGGCCGAGUGGCUGAAGGAGCUGUACGACCUAGACAUUGAGGUGGGCACCUUCGUGGAGGCGCUGGAGACAGGGGCUGUGCUCUGCUCCCAUGCCAACAACAUCACCCACGUAGCUGAGGAGUUUGCCCGCGCCUGCCCCAGCAUGGCCCGUCACCUCCGCCUGCCCGCCGCUGGCGUCGCUUGCAACCUCGCGGCACAGCCGGGCACCUUCCAGGCCAGGGACAACAUCUCCAACUUCAUCCAGUGGUGCAGGAAGGAGAUGGACAUUAAAGAUGUCCUGAUGUUCGAGACGGAGGACCUGGUGCUGAGGAAGAAUGAGAAGAACUUCGUGCUGUGCCUGCUGGAGCUGGCACGCCGGGCUGCCUGCUUCGGCAUGCAUGCCCCAACCCUCGUGCAGAUGGAGGAGGAGAUUGAGGAGGAGCUCCGCCAGGAGCUGGACCUGCCACCUGCAGGCACUCCUCUGCCCCAGCCCCCCUGGAAACCACGGGACCUCCACAACCUCGACCACAUGGGACCGCACCUGGUGAGCCGCUGUACCUGCCCCAUCCAGUUCCCCAUGAUCAAGAUAUCUGAAGGGAAAUACCGCGUGGGUGACUCUGACACCCUCAUCUUUGUCCGUAUUCUGCGGGAGCACGUCAUGGUGCGGGUCGGGGGCGGCUGGGACACACUGGAGCACUACCUGGACAAGCACGACCCAUGCCGCUGCACCUCGCUCUGUGAGGGUGCGCCUCACAAACAAGCCAGGAAAACCAGGAGCUCCCAGCAGCAAGUGCAGCACGAGAUCUGGCUGUGUCCGGCCCCGAAGGCCCGGGGCCAGCCCCAGCCCAAACUGCUGGUCAGCCGCUCCCAGAGCCCCCUGCCCCCAGUCGCCUGGGGGUCCCGUGUAGCCCCCGACACCCGAGCUCCUGCCACCCCCUUGCCAGAGGGCUCGGGUCACCCACCGGGCUCCAGCCCUCGCCGGGAGCUGGAGCAGCCUGGGAGAGUCCCUUUGGGCAG
Messenger RNA from Eurypyga helias (sunbittern), 1079 nucleotides. RefSeq names its product GAS2-like protein 2. The record is from RefSeq and is a predicted model, not a curated record. The annotation marks the transcript as partial. Gene Ontology annotation, biological process: protein localization to microtubule plus-end; actin crosslink formation; regulation of microtubule polymerization or depolymerization. The transcript has 5 exons. Gene Ontology annotation, molecular function: microtubule binding; cytoskeletal adaptor activity; actin filament binding. NCBI's taxonomy places the organism in Eukaryota, Metazoa, Chordata, Aves, Eurypygiformes, Eurypygidae. Gene Ontology annotation, cellular component: cytoplasm; microtubule plus-end; actin filament.